Molecule: messenger RNA, 216 nt
Organism: Fonticula alba
Lineage: Eukaryota; Rotosphaerida; Fonticulaceae
Exons: 1
Coding region: 1-216 (71 amino acids)
Source: RefSeq, a predicted model, not a curated record
AUGGAGCACUGCCUGCGCGUGUGCACCGCCACCGCUGUCCGGUGCCUGGUCGUCCUGCUGAAUGCCAUCCGCGCCUACCACCUCCAGGCUCUGUCCAGCAUCGACGCCCUCCUUCCCCGCAUCGAGGAGGCCGCCACCAACGCCGGCAUCACCACCAGUGCCGCCAGCUCCUCCGAGCCGGUCCCAGACAAUGGCCUCGUCACCGACAUCCCCUAA